AUUCCGCAUAUUUAUGAAAACCGCUGUAACAUUCUAAAAAGAAUUCAGCAAGUAGGCAUAACUAACAAUGACCACCUGGGCUCAGGCCAUUCACCAUCCCUGGUUCGAUCCGUUACCUGCGAAGCGUAAACUGUCCAACGCGGAUGACGAGCGCCGUGCAACACCCUAUCAGCGCUCGUCACCAAGCCCCACGAGCCGCGCCAAACGACGCAAGUUCAAUACACUGGAGCAUGGGUUUGCCCACCUCACGCUCGCAUCGGCGCCGGUCUACCCCAACUCAACGAGUGGGCUGGUGAUUACACCCAUUAAUUCCACUGUUUCAUCUUCCGAAUCUACGACAUUUCCACCUUCUAGUAUCGUCCUCCCCAGCUCUGUCGAGGAACCGCCGCAUGAAGUUGAAGCGGUGGCGCCCGAGGUGAACAUGGAGAGUUUGGACGAGGGAGAAUGUAAGCAUAUUUUAGAGUUUAUCACAGAUGUCCUGACUGGUUACGCAGACACUGGCAAGAUCAAGGCGACUCGUCACUAUUCGAUAUCGACGCCUUUGCUUCGGCGCCUACGAAAACACCAGACGGCACCGCAGCCUAUUAUUCCCAUCUCGUCGCCCAGUACGGGAGGGGGUGCUCUUGUGUUGUAUCGGCCGUUGCGGCCACUUUCCCCCACUCAUCAAGUCGAUGAACAAACAGAGUCGGUAGAGGAGGUUACCACGGCCGGUGCUGCGAGUCUUGAACGUGAUGAAGACGCGAUGGACAUAGAGUAGAACGAUGCGCCCACUCAUUUGUUUGGUUUGGUACUUAUUAAUAUCCUAAAACGACACAUCGACUUUACGAAAAACA
Messenger RNA from Suillus subaureus, 833 nucleotides. RefSeq lists its product as uncharacterized. Lineage: Eukaryota; Fungi; Basidiomycota; Agaricomycetes; Boletales; Suillaceae. The transcript is spliced from 2 exons. The coding region runs from base 68 to 757 and encodes 229 amino acids. The record is from RefSeq and is a predicted model, not a curated record.